CCAAUCAAUUCCAUUAAAAGCAAAAACCAGAAAGCGAUUAUAGAGCUUCUGAUUGCGCAUGGUGCAGACGUCAAUGCAGUGCCUGUUGGAAUCAUUACUGAAACCGCGUUACAGUUAGCUUGCCAGCGCGGAAACGAGGAAGUGGUAGACAUUUUGCUCAAGAAUGGCGCUGAAAUCAAUCCCGAGAUUGGCUUCAGAAACGCCCUUGCAAAAGCAUCAGGGGCAGGGUCAUUAGGGAUAGUCAAGAAACUCAUUGACCUUGGCGCGGACAUACAACACCCUGAUGUACUAUCAGCUGCUGCUAAAAAAGGCAAUCUUGGAAUAGUCAAUUAUCUUAUUGAAAGAGGCGCUGAUUUGCACGGAUACAACGGUCUAAAAGCCUUAGAAGCGACGAUAUCUGAGGAUCAU
This is a messenger RNA of Cucurbitaria berberidis CBS 394.84, 408 nucleotides long. Its product is annotated as ankyrin. Gene Ontology annotation, cellular component: nucleus; cytoplasm. The transcript has a single exon. NCBI's taxonomy places the organism in Eukaryota, Fungi, Ascomycota, Dothideomycetes, Pleosporales, Cucurbitariaceae. The record is from RefSeq and is a predicted model, not a curated record. The annotation marks the transcript as partial. Gene Ontology annotation, molecular function: protein binding.